AUGCAGGUUAGCGGAGGCCAGGCUGUAGCGGGCUGGGUGUUAGUCGGCUGGUUGGCGGCUGUGGCGGCGGCAGUGGACCCUGAGUUCUUGUCGCGGCGGCCCCGUUGCGGAGUUUCGGACGCAGAGGACGGCAGAACGUCCCACGUGAGGUGGGGUAGAACCGACCUCACCUACAAAAUCAGCUACUACACCGCGGAUCUCACCAGGGAGGAGGUGGACAUCGCCAUCGCUGACGCUUUCAGGUUAUGGGAGUCUGUUUCGGCGCUGCGCUUCACGCGAGUGUUCGGCCACGCAGACAUCGACGUCUCCUUCGUGUACGGCGACCACUUCGGCGACGAGCGGCCGUUCGACGGGCCGUCCACGCCGUCCGGCGGCGGGAGCCUGGCGCACGCCUUCCCGCCGGACUCCGGAUCGGACUUCGCCGGGGACGUGCACUUUGACGACUCCGAGGACUGGACCAUGGACAAGCGGGAAGGUAUAAACCUGUACCAGAUGGCUGUUCACGAGAUCGGGCACAGCCUCGGUCUGAGCCACUCCCACCAGCACACCUCCGUCAUGUACCCAUACUACCUCGGGCUCAGACGUCACUUCCGGCUACACAAGGACGACAUCCGGGACAUUCAGCGACUGUACGGUCCUCCAAGGGCAGAAACGGUCGACAAUGUCGUGCGCUCCGGCUCCACCUCGGGCCACCGGUCGGCGUACACGCCUCUGUCCUGCCAGUGCCCGCUGCUGGGCGUGCCCGACCUCCCGCGAGACUCCCCGGGAAUCCACGAGACUCCCGGCAUGCCCCAAAUCUGCACCGCCGCCACGCACAUCGACACCAUCGCCCGCAUGGGCACGGAGACGUGGGUCUUCAAAAACAGGUAUUUCUGGCGAGGUCCUGACGGGAAGAACGGUCCCUACGUCAUCAGUGACUACUGGCGGGGGCUGUCCGACCACACGAACCACAUCGACGCCAUCUACCAACGGGAGACGGACCAGAAAGUCAUCAUCUUUCAGGGGCGUCACUACUACGUGUUCCACGUGAACAAGCUUGAGAGCGGCCCGCAUCGCAUUGUGGAUUUGGGUCUGCCGAACUACGUGGACGCCGUGCUACCGUGGGAGGGGCAUACCUACUUCUUCAGGGGCAGACGUUACUGGUUGUACGAUGAAAAAGAGCGGCGGCUGGACAGCCGGACGCCCAAGCCCAUCCGCCGGAUGUGGAAGGGUCUUCCCUGGGACGGCGUCGACGCUGCAAUUCGACACGAUGACGGAGCGCUGUAUUUCUUUAAUGGAGACCAGGUGUACAGACUAGACGAGAGAGAACUCGAGGUGAUGCAGGGGUACCCCAGGGUAGCAGCCACGGACUAUUUCAGGUGCCCCCCUCCCGUAACCAGGGACCACAGGCCACAGUUCCGCUUUCCUGCACCUUAA
Molecule: messenger RNA, 1416 nt
Organism: Branchiostoma belcheri (Belcher's lancelet)
Lineage: Eukaryota; Metazoa; Chordata; Leptocardii; Amphioxiformes; Branchiostomatidae
Product: matrix metalloproteinase-17-like
Exons: 9
Coding region: 1-1416 (471 amino acids)
Biological process (GO): collagen catabolic process; proteolysis; extracellular matrix organization
Cellular component (GO): extracellular matrix
Molecular function (GO): metalloendopeptidase activity; zinc ion binding
Source: RefSeq, a predicted model, not a curated record